UAAAAAUUGUAAAUGGACACAAGACAAUUUGAAGCAAUACCAGUUUAGGGAAGGAAUACAGUUAAAUAAUAGGAAGUAAGAUAAUAUGAUGAUAAUAGGACCUAUAUAUAUCAUUACCAGAUUUAUAUAUAAGAAAAUAUGUGCUAUCUGAAAAAUUAUGUGCAUUAAAGAAACCAUACAUAGCAAAAGUGAAUAUGCAUGAUUAAACAAACUAAGAGGUAUAAGUAAGUAUUAAUUAUAGAUAUUGAGAGUACCGAAGAUUUGGUAAUAAGUAAUGAAUGAUGUGUAAUUGAAGGCGCUAGAUUUUUAAGAGAGAAAGAAAUGGAAAGUAAUAGAAUGAUAUAAAUUUAUAUAGAUAGCAGUGAAUUAUUAAUUAGCAUAAGAAGCAAAGGCUACUCAUUAAAUGUUAUAAUAAGAGAGAGAAGAAAUAGAGUAAUUUGGUAUUUGUAUAUCAUAUUCAUUAUGUUAAAUGGUAUAAAAGGCAUUUAAUUAAAUGGGUAUAAAUCAUUCUUAUUAAUCUAUUAGAUAUUGAAGAACCUAAUUAAAAACCAAUAUCUAAAUAUUUAAGAACUAUGAAAAUUGAAAAUUAAGAAUUAGACGAAUAGAGAUAUUAAGAUGCAUUGUAAAAAGUUAAGAGAUAUUUAUCAACUAAUAGAGAUGUUUAUGUUUCUUUGGAAUCCUUAUUUCCAGAAAUGUAAUAAACAUAUUCAGAAUCUAAUACACAUGAUAUUCAUUCUAAUGAUAGAAGAAAAAUUAAAUAAACUGUUGAAUUUGAUUUUAAAAAAAAAUAUGAAAAUCUUUAAGAAGCAUUAUAAUUAUUUGUUAAUAAAGAUAUUCCAUUAAAAGAAUCAUUUGAAAAAAGUAUGAUGAGUAUUGAUAGUUUUCCAACAUCAUUAGAUAUGGUUUUUAAAUAUAAAGCAAAACCAUUUUAUUAAGAACCAUGUUUAGAUCCUGAAUAUGAAGAACUUUUAUAUAGAAUUGGUUGUACUCCAGAAUAAGUUUUAAAUGAUGGAGAAAAAAUGAUGAAAAAGUAUAUAUCAAUUUAUAUAUGAAAGAAUGAAGAUAUUUUCAACUAAUUAACCUUUAGAAUAAUAAUUACCAUCUUAAUUAGAACUUAAAGAUCUAUUUAGAUACAAAUAUAAUUACAUUGAAAGAGAUUGUCAUUUUAUUUAACAAAAUGGAAAAUUUGUACCACUUGAUGCUGAAAGAUUUAACUCACAUCCUUAAUAAAUUACUAAGUCUAAUGAAUUAGUCAAACAAUAUUUCAUAUAGUAAUCAUUAUACUAUCAUAUCUAGUUAUUAUCAUAAGUUUUAAGGAGAUUUUAAUUAAAUUAGUUAAGCACUCUCUUCAAAUACUGUUACAGCCAAUUUAUAUUUAUAUACUCCUAAUUUCUGUGCUGAUCUUUAUGCAUGGCUAGUAUUUAAUAAGAGUAUUCCAUCUAAUUCUAAAUUCAUAUUACCUUAAUAAUAUCAAAAAAAAUGUGAUUCAAUUAAAUAUGUUAAGAAAUAACAUUAAUAAUCUCCAUAAUACACUAAUAUUAUUAAUGAUUAUGAGACUCUUAUAUACAAAAAAUUACCAAUUAAAACAUAGCAUUUUAGACCACUUCCUUAAAAUCCAUUUAAAUAAUAUACUAAACCUAUUUUUAAAGAAUUGUUAUCCAAAAUUAAGUUUGAUGAACCUAUUUAAAUUAAAAGUUCAGGAUAAGCAGAUUAUUCAAUGGUUGAAAGACUUUCAUUUUCUAAUUUAAAAGAAUUAGUUAAGUCAGCUAAUAAUUCUAAAGGACAUAUAGAAAAAAGAUAUAAAAACAUUUAUGAUAUUGCUAGAUAAGAUUGUUAUCCUAUUGAAUAAAUCAAAAAAGAACUUGUAUUCAAUUCAUAAAUAUUUUUUAGAGAAAAAAUUAUAAAUCAUAAAUGCCAUAAAGAAUGUUUCCUAUGUAAAAUGGUAAGCCAUACUAACCUACAAAUACUGGAUUGUAGAUGAAUUAUUAAACAAAAACAUCAACAAUAGAAAAUUUAAGUAGUAACUAACCUAUUUUAUUACCAUAAUAAUAAGCUCCACCAUAAUAAGUGAUGCCUACUUAAAUUUAAUAGCCAUUAUAAUCAGUAUAACCACCAUAAGUUGCUUAAGCUCCUCCAAUAACUUAAACUAAUAAUUAACCUGCCUAAAAUAGACCACGUAAAACAAAAACUGAAGCAGCUGUAUAAGCUCCUUAAUAAGCACUUUAAACAGGAUAAUAGACAGCAUCUGCAAAAAAAAAUAAUAGAAAAAAAGAUGAUUCAGUAGUAACAUAAUAAUAAGUAACUACACCAGCUAAUGUUGAACCAUAAGAACCACCUAAAUAAUCAAAAAGAACCAAAAAAGCAACUAAGGCAAAUGAAAAAAAUAAAUAAUAACCACCAGAAGAUCGUAAAGAUGAUAGUGUUUGAAUACCA
This is a messenger RNA of Paramecium sonneborni, 2433 nucleotides long. The record is from the annotation of a GenBank genome assembly. Lineage: Eukaryota; Ciliophora; Oligohymenophorea; Peniculida; Parameciidae.